UGCAGAAAGGGGAGUGGACAAGAUUAAAACCGACAGAGAGAGAGAGAGAGAGAGAGGUGACAGCAGUAAGCGGGGCUGACUGAAUUCAAUCUCAGCUGUAGGUUCCGAGGGCUGGGUUCUAAUCACCCAUCUGACAUUCCAGAGAGCUGUCUGCUACAGGGAAGGCAGUCGGAUAAUGAGUGACAAAGGCACAAGAGUGUUCAAGAAGUCCAGCCCCAAUGGAAAGCUCACCGUCUACCUUGGAAAAAGGGACUUUGUCGACCAUGUUGACUUUGUGGAGCCUGUUGAUGGUGUUGUUUUGGUUGACCCAGAAUAUCUCAAGGAAAGAAAAGUGUUUGUCACCUUGACGUGUGCCUUCCGAUACGGCCGGGAGGAUUUGGACGUGUUGGGACUGACCUUCCGGAAGGAUCUCUUUGUCACCAGUGUCCAAACCUUCCCGCCAGUGGCUGAGGAGAAGAAGCCCUUAACUCGUCUUCAGGAGCGCUUGAUCAAGAAACUGGGUGAACACGCUUACCCUUUCACCUUCGAGAUUCCUCCCAACUUACCUUGUUCAGUCACUUUGCAACCAGGACCUGAAGACACAGGAAAGGCUUGUGGUGUGGACUUUGAGGUGAAAACAUACUGCGCCGAGAACAUGGAAGAGAAAAUCCAUAAAAGGAACUCAGUGAGGCUGGUGAUUCGUAAGGUACAGUACGCACCUGAGAAACCUGGUCCACAACCGAUGGCUGAGACCACAAGACAGUUCCUGAUGUCAGACAAACCCCUCCACCUGGAGGCAUCACUGGAUAAAGAGAUUUACUAUCACGGGGAACCAAUAAACGUCAAUGUUCACGUGACCAACAACACCAGCAAGACCGUCAAGAAGCUAAAGAUUGCAGUUCGUCAGUAUGCAGACAUUUGCCUGUUUAACACGGCCCAGUACAAGUGCCCUGUCGCCGCAGCAGAAGCAGAUGACAUUGUGGCUCCGAGCUCGACAUUCUGCAAAGUGUACACGUUGACACCAUACCUGGCCAAUAACCGGGAGAAACGUGGCCUGGCUCUGGAUGGAAAACUCAAGCACGAGGACACUAACCUGGCUUCCAGCACCCUACUAAGAGAUGGAGCAAGUAAGGAGAUUCUCGGCAUCAUGGUGUCUUACAAAGUCAAAGUGAAGUUGGUGGUUUCAAGAGGGGGUGACGUGAUCCUUGAGCUGCCGUUCACCCUGAUGCACGCAAAGCCUGAAGAAGAGGCCUUUUACAGAGAAGUUCCUGAGAAUGAGGUUCCCAUUGACACCAAUCUGAUCGAGUUUGACACCAAUGAUGAUGACAUUGUCUUUGAGGAUUUUGCUCGCCAGAGGCUGAAGGGAUUGAAGGAUGACAACGAUGAGGACGAAGAUGGGGUGAAUUCCCCACAACACAACGAUUGAUAAAACACCCUGCCUCGAAUCGCUGCGAAACACGGCGAUAUUUUUUGGUCUAUGAAAGCUGCUGUUGUUAAGUUUAUUUUCCCUCCUUGUUUUGGUUAUGAAAUGAAACAAGCUGAGGCUUCUUGACGAUCUCGGGCCUAAACCAAACGGUAGACUGGUACAAUGAUGAUGUCAGUUCCUUCAUGGCCUCUUCAGGCGUGAGGCCUCUGGUUAGGCCUCACCGGCGGUAGUUGCCAGCUUUCUCCAGGACUACCCCAUUAAGGUCUCCUGCGAAUUCAAACCAGCCUCCCGGCCGCAUCACGCUAGCGUCCAGAUGUGAAUAAUCACAGGGAGCUUUAAACAUUUCCUAUCAACACUUUUGUUUACUAACUGUGGAAAAUUAUUGGAAAUGUGUGUGUGUGUAUGUGGGCGGGCGGAAGGCUGUUAAAUUUCAUAGGGCUAUCGGAAGGUCAAACCCCAAGAACCCAAACAGAGUUGACAACCCACUCAGCUCGGCUCCCCGCUGUGGGCCAGCAGGUCUGAGGUUGAAUUGAAUAUUGUCAAUAAAAAGCAAAAAAAUGCCAAGUAGGGAAAAGCAACAGUUCUCGGCACGCAAUACCCUGGUUAAAGUGUUGCUACCCAAUACUUCUCUGUCACUCGCCAAGUCCUGGGUCAACAUGAUGCAAAAUCUAGGCCAAAAAAAAAGCCUUCCCAAAGGUAAUUAGGGAUGGGUAAUAACUGGCUAAAGUGUUAGCAACGCCCACAUCCCACCAAUGAAUAAGAAUUAACACAGUGUUGUGCCAAUUGUGGGUGAAGUAAUUAAGAGUAACAUGAGGGCUCGAACUCACCCACUUCCUCCCAGCCCAGACAGCCCCUGUUUGUUUUCAUAGUCGCAUCGUAUGCAAACCACGUAGUUGAGUGUCCAUUCCGGCUGGAAUUCUGCCUGCCGAUUUUAACACCAACCCAAGCUGUACCUGUCUUGCUAGCAAUUGAUGGGAACAGCGUAGAGGGAGCUUUACUCUGUAUCUAACCCCGUGCUGUACCUGUCCUGGGAGUGUUUGAUGGGGACAGUGUAGAGGGAACUUUACUCUGUAUCUAACCCCGUGCUGUACCUGUCCUGG
Messenger RNA from Carcharodon carcharias (great white shark), 2505 nucleotides. Its product is annotated as beta-arrestin-1. The transcript has 15 exons. The record is from RefSeq and is a predicted model, not a curated record. Gene Ontology annotation, molecular function: G protein-coupled receptor binding. NCBI's taxonomy places the organism in Eukaryota, Metazoa, Chordata, Chondrichthyes, Lamniformes, Lamnidae. The coding region runs from base 176 to 1405 and encodes 409 amino acids. Gene Ontology annotation, biological process: G protein-coupled receptor internalization; signal transduction; visual perception.